Molecule: messenger RNA, 1952 nt
Organism: Oncorhynchus mykiss (rainbow trout)
Lineage: Eukaryota; Metazoa; Chordata; Actinopteri; Salmoniformes; Salmonidae
Product: bile acid receptor
Biological process (GO): cell differentiation; positive regulation of transcription by RNA polymerase II; bile acid signaling pathway
Cellular component (GO): RNA polymerase II transcription regulator complex
Molecular function (GO): bile acid binding; nuclear receptor activity; zinc ion binding
Source: RefSeq, a predicted model, not a curated record
UGAGGGGGAAGAGGGGUAGUGCGUUCAUGGAGAGGAAUGGACAGCUUAAUUAAUAACCACUGUCCCCUUUCACCAUGACCCCAGCCAGUCACACAUACUCUUCCUACAACCCCAGACAUUCAGAUGCUCAUUAGCAAAUAUUGCUGGUUCUGUACUUUACGUGGGGAUCAGAGAGAGGGUGAAGGCUGGGACUAGACUGGAUUUACACAGGGGAAAUCCACACUGAGAAAUAAGUUUUCUUACAGGAUUGGACUGGAAAGAACUUUCUUAAUUCCCUCCUUGUGUCUUGGCCAAUCACACCAUCUUUACUCUGAGCUGAGGUUCUGAGCUGAGGUCCAACCAGAUUUGUGAAUGAAUGAGUGGGUGGGCCACAACGUCAAUGUGGUGGGACUACUACAGAUCCCUCCCAACGAUGGAUUCCCACUGUCUGAGAGCUCACACUUCUUUGAUUCCGUCUCUCACAGUUGAAGUGUACCUAUGAUACAAAAUUACAGACCUCUACAUGCUUUAUAUUCUGGCAGAACAAGGGAGCCCUCUGCUCCAAGACCAGGAAGUCUUACCCUUCACCAGCUAUCCCAGCAUGCAAUACCCCUCGGUGGAGCCCUCCCCACCAUACUACUCCAGUCAGAACUACUACCCCCAGUACAACGCCGAUGAGUGGUACUCACCCACAGGGAUGUAUGAACUGAGGAAAGGACCCCUAGAGGGCACUUAUAAUGCUGAAAUGGAAGAGGCGUCCACCAUAGUGCCUGCGGUGUGCAAUAGGACCCGGCACACAUCCCACACAGGCAGUGUCAAAGGGGAGGAGCUGUGUGUGGUGUGUGGGGACAAGGCAUCCGGGUAUCACUAUAAUGCUCUCACCUGUGAGGGAUGUAAAGGCUUCUUCAGACGGAGCAUGACCAAGAAAGCUGUGUACAAGUGCAAGAAUGGAGGGACCUGUGAGAUGGACAUGUACAUGCGGAGGAAGUGCCAGGAGUGUCGUCUCCGGAAGUGCAAAGAGAUGGGCAUGCUGGCAGAGUGUCUGCUGACAGAGAUCCAGUGUAAAUCUAAAAGGCUGAGGAAAAACCCCAAGGUCUCACCAGGACAGUCCACCGGGGACGAGACAGAGGGGGGAGACAACGGAGACACCAAACAGGUCACCUCCACCACCAAACUGUCAAAGGAGAAUCUUGAACUCAGUCAAGAGCAGCAGGCUCUCUUGAGCUUCAUUGUAGAAGCUUAUCAGAAACAUCGAAUUCCUCAAGACAUGGCCAAAAAACUGCUACAAGAGCAGUUCAAUGCAGAAGAGAACUUCCUUCUUUUGACAGAGAUGGCCACCAGUCAUGUUCAAGUGCUGGUGGAGUUUACCAAAAACAUUCCAGGUUUCUCAGCCCUGGACCAUGAGGAUCAGAUCGCACUGUUGAAGGGCUCGGCAGUGGAGGCCAUGUUCCUGCGCUCAGCACAGGUGUUUACCAGGAAGCUACCCCAUGGACACACAGAGGUGUUGGAGGACAGGAUACGCAAGAGUGGCAUAUCAGAGGAGUUUAUUACACCCAUGUUCACCUUCUAUAAAAGCAUCGGGGAACUCCAGAUGAUGCAGGAAGAACACGCCCUCCUCACCGCCAUUACUAUCCUGUCACCAGACCGGCCGUACGUGAAGGGCCAGCAGGCGGUGGAGAGGCUGCAGGAGCCCAUGUUGGAGGUGCUCAGGAGGUUCUGUGCAAUGCAGCACCCGCUGGAGCCCCAGCACUUUGCCCGUCUCCUGGGCCGUCUGACUGAGCUGCGGACACUCAACCACCACCAUGCUGAAAUGCUCACCUCCUGGCGCAUGAGCGACCACAAGUUCACACCCCUCCUCUGCGAGAUCUGGGACGUACAGUAAAUGGUACACAGAGGCUGCAUGGAUGGAUGGAUGGAUGGAUGGGUGGAUGGAUGGACAGAUGGAUGGACGGAGGGAUGGAUGGAUGUAUGGA